This is a messenger RNA of Gracilinanus agilis (Agile Gracile Mouse Opossum), 1088 nucleotides long. It is a transcript of the gene RLIG1, whose product is annotated as chromosome 5 C12orf29 homolog. The transcript is spliced from 7 exons. The record is from RefSeq and is a predicted model, not a curated record. Bases 105 to 1082 code for a protein of 325 amino acids. Gene Ontology annotation, biological process: response to reactive oxygen species. Lineage: Eukaryota; Metazoa; Chordata; Mammalia; Didelphimorphia; Didelphidae. Gene Ontology annotation, molecular function: RNA ligase (ATP) activity.
CGGGCGUCUUCGCGCUUGACUAGCUUCCUGGUCGCUUCCCUGCCUACGGGCCUGUGAGCGGCAGGGUCGCGGGGCGGCGCCGGGCCGGGCCGUUGCGGCCCGCGAUGCGGCGCCUGGGCUCGGUGCAGAGGAAGGUGCCCUGCGUGUUUGUGACGGAGGUGAAAGACGAGCCGUCGGUCAAGAGGGAUCAUCAGCCAUUUAAAGUUUUGGCUACAGAAACUAUAAAUCACAAAGCAUUAGAUGCAGAUAUAUACAAUGCAAUUCCCACUGAAAAAGUAGAUGGAACAUGUUGUUAUGUCACUACCUAUAAAGGUCAGCCAUACCUUUGGGCCCGAUUAGACAGAAAACCAAAUAAGCAAGCAGAAAAAAGGUUUAAAAGAUUUCUAUAUUCAAAGGAAAACUCAAAAGAGUUUAUUUGGAAUGUUGAAGAGGACUUCAAAUCUGUUCCAGAAUGCUGGAUUCCAGCAAAGGAAAUAGAACAGUUAAAUGGAAAUCCAGUGCCUGAUGAAAAUGGGCAUAUACCUGGUUGGGUGCCAGUAGAAAAAAAUAACAAACAGUAUUGCUGGCAUUCCUCUGUGGUCAAUUAUGAGUUUGAACUUGCCCUAGUAUUGAAUCACCAUGCUGAUGACUCUGGACUUUUGGAAAUCAGUGCAGUGCCAUUGUCAGAUCUCUUGGAACAAACACUGGAGCUUAUAGGAACAAACAUUAAUGGAAAUCCUUACGGAUUAGGAAGCAAAAAGCAUCCAGUACAUCUUCUUGUGCCACAUGGAGCAUUUCAAAUAAAAAACCAGCCUGCACUGAAGCAUCAUGACCUGCUGUCUUGGUUUGAGGGUUGUAGAGAAGGAAGAAUCGAAGGGAUAGUCUGGCACUGCAACGAUGGCUGUUUAAUCAAGGUUCAUCGUCAUCAUCUCGGUUUACGGUGGCCCAUUCCAGAUACUUACAUGAAUUCACAACCAGUUAUUAUCAAUAUGAACAGAACGAGAUAUGACUGUGCUUUUGAUUCCAAGUGUUUGUUUAAUCAUUUUUCAAAGCUAGAUAAUCAAAAAUUUGGCAGACUCAAAGAUAUAAAACUAGAUGUAUGAAUUUGA